This is a messenger RNA of Anopheles nili, 4779 nucleotides long. RefSeq names its product chitin synthase chs-2-like. The record is from RefSeq and is a predicted model, not a curated record. Gene Ontology annotation, molecular function: chitin synthase activity. The coding region runs from base 1 to 4779 and encodes 1592 amino acids. The transcript is spliced from 9 exons. Lineage: Eukaryota; Metazoa; Arthropoda; Insecta; Diptera; Culicidae. Gene Ontology annotation, cellular component: cell periphery; cell septum.
AUGAAGAACAACGGCACCAUGAACUACUUUACCGAAUCGUCCGACGAGGAUGACGAGGAGACGGUCAUGAUCAAAAAGGUGCAGCAGGACAACAAACUGUGGGACUCAUUCCAGGAUCCACCGGUCCCGCAAACGUCCGGUUCCGCCGUCAGCCGGGAGUAUCUGAUCGUGUUCAUCAAAGGGCUGAAGGUGUUUACCUACAUCUUCGUGUUUCUGGUUAUUCUCGCCACUGCGUGUUUUGCGAAGAUGUCCUUUCUGCUCAUGGCGUCCAACAUCAAGGAUGGCACCAAGAACCGUUACUGCGACGUCCGGCAACCUGACAAGCAGUUCGAAGCGUACAUUCCUCGGGAACAGCGAGUGGCCUGGAUGUGGGCAAUAGUGUUUUCGUUUGCCGUUCCAGAAAUCGGUACCCUUAUCCGGGCGGCUCGCAUUUGUUUCUUCAAGAACAUUCCUCGUCCGACCUUAGGACAACUAACGGUGAUCGCCAUCAUGGAGAGCUUCCACGUCAUCGGACUAGCGAUGCUGGCUUUCCUCAUCUACCCGAACCUGGACGUCGUCAAGGCGGCUAUGCUGACCAACUGCGUCUGCCUCGUACCGGCCAUCUUGACACUAGUGUCUCGCUCGCCCAAAGAGUCCAAGCUCGCGUUCAAGUACGUCUUUGACCUGGUCGCAAUCAGCGCCCAGCUCACGGGUUACAUCGUGUGGCCGCUUCUCAGCAAUCAGUUCGAGCUGUGGUUCAUCCCCGGGGCCGUUUUCCUCGUUUCCUGCCACUGGUGGGAAAACUACCUCUCCCUGAAGAGCCUCUUUCGUCCCAUAGCGCUGUUGGCCACGGUGCGUGAGAAAUUAACAGAUUGCCGAUACCAGACCUAUCUCUGGAUCGCACCCUACAAAAUUGCCCUCUUCCUCGGAGUAUGCAUUUACUUCUCGAAUCAGUCCGUCUCCGAUUUCUUCGGGCUGUUUGAAGGUGGUUGGGGAAACCAUACCAUCACAGUGCGAGAGAUGGAAGCCGUGUUGAACGAAAAGUUUCCCGACCUUUCUUCCAUCACAACCGACCUCGAGGUUCUCAAGAUAUUCCCCACCAACAAUGCGAUAAUCUGGACGACCGUGACUCACAUCCUAUGCGCGUACCUGUGCUACAUCUUCAGCAAGUUUGCGUGCAAAAUUCAGAUCCAAAGCUUCUCGAUGGCGUUUCCGAUCAAUCUGGCCGUUCCGGUGACGGUCACUCUACUACUGGUUUUUUGUGGCCUGCGAGAAACGGACGUGUGUGCGUUCAAUGGGCUGCUUCCGGACUACAUUUUCUUUCGCAUGCCGCCGAUCUACUAUCUCUUCGAUUACGUGGUCAACGAGUUUUCAUGGUUGUGGCUUCUGUGGCUGCUGUCGCAAACGUGGAUCACGCGACACUUGUGGAUGGCGAAAAGCGAUCGAAAUGCAUCGACUGAGAAACUCUUCGUCACGCCCAUGUACAACAGCCUGCUGAUCGAUCAGAGCGUCGCCAUGAAUCGCCGUCGUGAGGAUCAAGAGGAUUUCGUCAAAAAAAUCGAUAUGGUGAAAGUGAAGGACACUGAGAAAGCGAACGAGAUCGACGCAAAAGCGCAUGAAGGAAAGGACGACAAGAUCAAGCCAUACGACCGCAUUCCUCAGAUCUUCAUUUGUGCGACUAUGUGGCACGAAAACAAGGAGGAACUGAUGGAGUUCCUCAAAUCGAUCCUGCGGCUAGAUGAAGACCAGUGCGCCCGGCGCAUGGCAAUGAAGCACAUCCAGGCCAACAAGGACGACAUCGAUCCGGACUACUACGAUCUUGAGACUCACAUAUUCUUCGACGAUGCGUUCGUGAACGACAAAUCGAAGUGUGAAAGUGCCGACGCCUCCCCGUUGAACGUUUACGUCAAGGCGCUCAUUAACCACAUCGAAGAAGCGGCCCUAGAGGUGUAUAAGACCAAAAUGCGCAUCUAUCCACCGACCAAAAUCGUCACACCAUACGGAGGUCGGCUGAUCUGGACGCUACCGGGGCGUACGAAGGUGAUUGCCCACCUGAAGGACAAGAACAAGAUCCGUCACAAAAAGCGCUGGUCGCAGGUGAUGUACAUGUACUACCUGCUUGGGUACCGGAUCAUGCAGCUUAACACGUCACCGGAGCGUAAGAUGGUGAUCGCCCAGAACACCUACCUGUUGGCUUUGGAUGGAGACAUUGAUUUCCAGCCAAACGCAGUUUCACUUCUAGUCGGUCGCAUGAAGGUGGAUCCCGACCUUGGGGCUGCCUGUGGCCGCAUUCACCCGGUCGGUACCGGGCCCAUGGUGUGGUAUCAGAUCUUCGAGUACGCUAUCGGUCAUUGGCUGCAGAAGGCCACUGAGCACGUGAUCGGGUGUGUGCUCUGUUCACCUGGAUGUUUCUCGCUCUUCCGUGGUCGAGCGCUAAUGGAGAACUCGGUCAUGAAGAAGUACACCACCAAGUCGGAUCAGGCUCGGCAUUACGUGCAGUACGAUCAGGGUGAAGAUCGGUGGUUGUGCACGUUGCUGUUGAAGCAGAAGUUCCGCGUAGAGUACUCUGCGGCUUCCGACGCCUACACACACGCUCCGGAGGGUUUUAACGAGUUCUACAACCAGCGUCGUCGAUGGGUUCCUUCCACGAUCGCUAACAUCUUCGAUCUGUUGGCCGAUGCAAAGCGAGUCGUGAAGACCAACAACAGCAUCUCGAUGCCGUAUAUCGUCUAUCAGUGUAUGCUCAUGUUCGGCACGAUCCUCGGUCCUGGGACAAUCUUCCUCAUGAUGGUGGGAGCGUUAGUGGCGGUGUUCCGCAUCGACAUCUGGACCUCGUUCCUCUGGAACGGAAUCCCUUUGGCCGGAUUCAUGGCCAUCUGUUACUGGAUGGAGCAGAAGUACCAGCUGAUCGCGGCCUUCUUCAUAUCGGCUGUCUACUCGCUCGUCAUGAUGGCCGUCCUUGUCGGUAUCGUGGUGCAGGUGAUGGAAGACGGCAUCCUAGCACCAUCGUCGAUGUUCUUCCUUGCCGUUGCGCUGCAAAUCGUCAUCACCGGGGUUCUGCAUCCGCAAGAAAUGGAGGCCUUGCCAGCGGGACUGGUCUACUACAUUACCAUUCCCUCGAUGUACAUGCUGCUCGUCAUCUACUCCGUGUUCAACAUGAACGACGUCUCGUGGGGCACGCGUGAAAACCCCGUCGAUGCGGCAAAAAAGGCUCCUCCACCCACGGCAGCCCCUCAGGGAAAAAUGCAAAAAAUCCUCGGCUACCUGCGUUCACCCGACAAAGAGGAAAACGGUUCCAUCGACAUCUCGAUCAACGGCCUGUUCCGGUGUUUGCUCUGCACGCACCCCAAGCAAAGCGCAGAGAAAGAACAGAUCGCACAAAUUGCGGCAUCCCUCGGCGAGAUUAGCGCGAAAAUGAAAGCCCUCGAAUUGAAAUUAACCGGCAACGUCAGCGUAAUGAGAUCAGACGACGAAGAUGAUGACAUCGGCAGUCUCGAUAUGCAUCGUCCGGAAGGGAGUCGCGGUCCGUCGUCACCGUCUUCACCCUCUGGGGUCGCGUCCCCUAUCCAGACGGUGAAAAACGACUCGCUCGAAGAGCCGGAGAAGCAGAUUAACUACCUUCCCGAUUGGCUGUACGAUGUGGACCUCAAAAAUGGCGACACUGAAACUAUCUCCGCCUCGGAGGAACUGUUCUGGAUCGAGCUGAUCGAGAAGUACCUCAAACCGCUCGAUCUGUCCGAAAAGCAGAAGGAAGAGAUGAAGUCACAGCUGAAGGGACUGCGAGACUUGGCCGUGUUUGCGUUCGUGAUGGCCAACGCUCUCUUUGUGCUGGUCAUCUUCCUGCUGCAGCUCAAGAAGCAGGAGCUGCACAUCGAGUGGUGGUUCAACGUCAAGAACAAGAUCAGCUUCGAUGAGAGUACCGUCGAGAUCAUGAUCCGUCGCGAAUAUCUCGAGCUAGAACCGAUCGGGUUGGUGUUUGUGCUGUUCUUUGGGUUGAUCCUGAUCAUCCAGUUCGUGGCCAUGCUGAUGCAUCGGUUUGGUACGAUCUCGCAGAUAUUAGCAUCGACCGAGCUGAACUGGUACUGCUCGAAGAAGGCGAAGGAUAUGUCGUUGGACGCGGAGUUACGUGAGAACGCCGUGGAGAUCGCAAGGCGUCUCCAGCGCCCGAAACCCCAAUGGGACGAGGAGGACUUGGGCGAUGAGCAGAAGGCCAUUGGUCGACGUGACACGAUCCAUCGCAUCCUCUACCAGCACAAGAACAAGCAGGACUGGAGCAAUCUAGAGGCGAACUUCAAGCGCAACUACUACAAGGAAGGUGAGCUGGAUCUCGGUCGGCGACUAACGCUCAGUCGCAAGACGCUGAACGUGCUUGAUACACGCCGCAAAUCGAUGGCCGAACAGCGCAAGAUCCGCAAGUCGAUCAUACGAGGUCAGCAUCCCUAUGACUCCGGUGGCGAUCCCUGGUACCCGGACGAGUCACCCAGUCAGCAGAGAUCUCCAGGGUCGCGAUCGUACAACAACCGCAACACCGGUCCAGAAGGUUCACCGGGAGAUAGAAGUAAUCGGAAGCGCAGCAGUGCCAAUGGUGGUGGUGGUGGUCGUCAGUCAUCUAACAAUGGACUAGGAGCUGGAGGUCGCACCAACUUCGCCUACCAAGUGGACGACGACUUCGACGACAACUUCUCGGACGAUGACAUCCGCGAGGGCAUGCAGUAUCGCCGACCAACGGUGGAACUGGAGAUGGCCGAGAGAGCGAGUCGACCUCCGAAGAAUCGAAAAAGCCGGGUCGCCUUCGCCUAA